Debaryomyces fabryi is the source of this 1420-nucleotide messenger RNA. RefSeq lists its product as uncharacterized. Lineage: Eukaryota; Fungi; Ascomycota; Pichiomycetes; Serinales; Debaryomycetaceae. The transcript has a single exon. Gene Ontology annotation, cellular component: membrane. The annotation marks the transcript as partial. Gene Ontology annotation, molecular function: carbohydrate:proton symporter activity. The record is from RefSeq and is a predicted model, not a curated record. Gene Ontology annotation, biological process: transmembrane transport; carbohydrate transport.
AUGGAUCAAGAAAAGAAUACUCUGACUAAUCAAUUAAAGCAAGAGAUCCAGUCAAUUGAAUCCAAAGAAGUAGAGCAUACAAAGCAUUCUCACUCAACUGCAACCAAAAAUCAUUCUCAGGGUUCAUGGACAUCUAAGUUUAGAUGGAAAGUUCAAGAUGAUCAUGCACCACCUGAAAUCUAUAAUUGGACUUUGUUCCUCUCAGUUUUUGUUUUUGGUGUCUUAGGUUCGGCUAGAGGUUAUGAUGAAGGGAGCAUUUCAGGAUCAGUUGCACAAGUUUCAUUCAAAAACUUUUUUGGGCUUAAUGAUCCAAAUAAAUCAGAACACGAUGUUGCAAACUUGAAAUCUAAUAUUACAUCAAUGGUUCAAUUGGGUUCUAUCGGUGGUAGUAUUAUUGCUAUGUUUGUUGUUGAUAGAUUUGGUAGAAUUAGAUCUUUGCAAGCAGCUUGCGUGGUAUGGAUCGCAGCGGCAAUUAUCCAAAUUACUUCUAAGAAUGUCGGUCAGUUGUAUGCUGGAAGAUUAAUCGAGGGACUUGCAAUUGGACAAACCACUACUAUUGGACCUACAUACAUGUCUGAGGUUGCACCUAGGGCCAUUAGAGGCCUCUGUGGGUGUGUAUUUGCAGGUGCUGUUUACUUUGGUAUUAUGAUGGCAUAUUUUGCCCACUACGGUUGUGCGUUACAUAUAUCCGAUACCACUAACAGACAAUGGAUCAUUCCUACCUCCAUGAAGAUUCCUUUAGCUGCUUUAAUUUUGAUUGGAUCUUUCAUUUUUUGUGUCGAAAGUCCAAGAUGGUUAUUGAAAGUCAAUCAGCCUGAUAAAGCCGCGAAGAAUUUAUCAAAAUUGAGAAAUUUACCAGCAGAUCAUCCUUACGUUUUAGGUGAAAUCUCUGAUAUUAAUGAGCAGAUACUCACGGAGAAGGAAGCAACGGCAGGUAACAAUUUCUUCCAAUUAUGUAAGGAUAUCUUAUGUGUGAAGUCAAUUAGAUACAGAUUUUUUGCAGUCUCCUGUUUAACACAGGUUUUAGGUCAAUGGUCAGGUGCAAACGCUGUGACAAUUUAUUCUCCAGAACUUUUUGCAUUAAUUGGAGCUGUUGGAGUUGAAAAGUUGAAAAUGACUGCAAUCUUAGGUGUUGUGAAAUUUAUAUCCGCAUAUUUAAGUGCUUUCUUCAUCAUUGAUUUCUUAGGAAGAAGAAAGGCACUUUACAUUGGUAUUACAAUUCAAUUGCUUUCUAUUUUGUAUUUUGCUAUAUUCUUAACAAUUGUCCCCGAAGCAAGUGAAGAAGCUGACUUGACUGGAUCAAAAGCAAGAGCUGGAAAGGGAGCAAUGGCUGCAUUAUAUAUGUCUGGAGUUGGAUGGACUAUGGGUUUCAAUUCUAUUCAAUACUUAUUGGGAUCUGAAAUUUUCCCAUUGAAAAUUC